CGUGUCGUCCUGCGGUGAGAAGCAGGACGCCCUUGGUCGGGUGCUGUGCGCUACCCGACUGCUUUUGCUCAAGGCACCCCUGACAUGGAAACCCCAUUGCAGCUGCAGAACGACUUGUUUCCAGCAGAGCGCCACUUCCAGCAGCAUUGUAAGUACCAGCAGCACUACGGCAAGCCGCACGAGCACUGCACCUGCAAUAGCUGCACCUGUGACGCCAGAAAAAGCCUCGUUUUUCGCGGGACAUCGCCGACCACUGUUGGAACUUUACUGAGGACGCCUUCAGAGACGUCCUCGAGACAAGGCGGCCAGUAUAGCGCGUGUGAGUUCACCCCUUCCAGUCAUGGUAGUUCAUUCAGACACCACCAUCCCCAGCACCAGCAUCUCCUCCAGCAGCAGCAGCAGCAGCAGCGGGGCAGCCUGGGCAGUAGCCACAAAGACACCAACUCCUACAAUGACAUCGCUAUGAGCAGCUGCAGAUAUAACGGCGGCGUGAUGCGGCCGCUGAGCAACUUGAGCUCGUCCCGUAGAAACAUACACGAGUUUGAUUCCGAGUCGCAGCCUCUGCAGCCCAUCUCAGCUGCAGAUGCGUCGGACACUUUGGGAUCUAAGCCGGAGAACAAUUCGAGCACUCUGAUGCCGUACGGAGCGGGGGACGGUGGGGGAGGCUGCGGCCACAGCAGUGGCAAAUCGGGCAAAAAGAAGAACCAAAACAUUGGAGAAAAGCUUGGACAUAGGAGGGCCUUGUUUGAAAAAAGAAAACGACUCAGCGAUUAUGCUUUAAUCUUUGGAAUGUUUGGAAUCGUAGUUAUGGUAAUAGAGACUGAACUCUCGUGGGGAGCCUAUGGAAAGGAGUCCCUGUAUUCGUUAGCUCUAAAAUGCCUGAUAAGCCUUUCUACAAUCAUUCUCCUGGGGUUGAUUAUCAUAUACCACGCCAGGGAGAUACAGUUAUUCAUGGUGGACAAUGCAGCGGAUGACUGGAGAAUAGCCAUGACCUAUGAGCGCAUUUUCUUCAUCUGUCUGGAGAUCCUGGUGUGCGCCAUCCACCCCAUCCCAGGGAAUUACACCUUCACCUGGACUGCACGCCUGGCCUACUCUUAUGUGCCAUCCAAGACUGAUGCUGAUGUGGACAUUAUCCUAUCUAUACCCAUGUUCCUCCGCCUGUACCUCAUCGCCCGUGUUAUGUUGUUGCACAGUAAGCUCUUCACAGACGCCUCUUCACGAAGCAUUGGUGCCCUCAACAAGAUCAACUUUAACACACGCUUUGUGAUGAAGACCCUCAUGACCAUCUGUCCUGGGACGGUGCUGCUAGUCUUCACCAUUUCACUCUGGAUCAUUGCUGCCUGGACUGUCCGAGCCUGCGAGAGGUACCAUGACAACCAGGACAUAACCAGCAACUUUCUAGGAGCCAUGUGGUUGAUCUCAAUCACAUUUCUUACCAUUGGAUAUGGAGACAUGGUCCCAAACACUUACUGUGGGAAAGGAGUCUGCCUCAUAACAGGCAUUAUGGGGGCUGGCUGCACUGCUCUUGUGGUGGCUGUUGUAGCAAAAAAACUGGAACUAACCAAAGCUGAAAAACAUGUCCACAAUUUUAUGAUGGACACCCAGCUAACAAAAAGAGUGAAAAACACAGCUGCGAAUGUUCUCAGGGAGACGUGGCUCAUCUACAAAAACACCAAACUAGUGAGGAAGAUGGACCACGCCAAAGUCAGGAAGCACCAGAGGAAGUUUCUCCAAGCCAUUCACCAAGCGCGGAAAUUGAGAAGUGUUAAAAUGGAGCAACGCAAGCUGAAUGACCAGGCAAACUCACUAGUGGACCUUGCAAAGACUCAGAACAUCAUGUAUGACAUGAUUUCGGACUUGAAUGAGCGAGGAGAGGACAUGGACAAGAGGAUUGGGUUGCUGGAGACCAAACUGGAGACUCUUCUGAGUAACCUGCAGGCCCUACCUGCACUCAUCAGCCAGGUGAUCAGCCAGCAGCACAGAGACUUUCUGGAGGUGCAGCUGCAGCCGUACGACAAACACAGCCCUGAGCGUUCACAGUCUGUGUCCCGGCGGCGCUCCUCCUCCACAGCACCACCCACAUCCUCUGAGAGCAGCUAGAGUCCAAGGGUCUUCCGCUCCAGACUUUUGCCAUCAUAUGGCCAAGUUGCAUUUAUUGUAAAGCCGUAUGGUUUCAAUAAGUAUUAUCCAAAUUCUGAUGACAGAAUCCAAGAUACUGCUACAAUAUGUUUCAACAGAUAACUCCAUGCUGUUAUUUGUUUUUAUUACCUCAAAAUUCUUAAUAUCCUUGCUCUGGUGACAUGACCACAAAGCGCUUCCCUCAGUUAACUCUUAUCGAUGAGGCUGUGAGAAGAACUCUACCCACUUCUAUGCAGCAGUAGCCAGUUUUAAGUGGCAAGGUUACCACAUGUGAAACUAUUGCACUAAACUAGUGCUUCUCAGACAUUUGUGCUUCCACUGGCUUGAUUCAGUUGCAGUGUUCCUUUGAAGAAAUGGAAAAACCUAAAGAUUGGAGUCAGAUGGCAUGACAAAUUUUGAGGUCAGAUGUUGGACUGAAGUGACAGGAGUUUAAGGCAGUCCUUUCACACUGUCACUCACACUAAACUGAGGAAAAGUAUAUAUCUUUUAGGUUAGGAACAGCAUCAAAUAAAGGAGUUUUCUGUUACAGAGUGCCCUGAAGAAUGACUAUUUUGGGGGCAAUACUGCAAAUAAAUUAAUCCUUUAGUCAAGAUGAAUGCAUCGAAACCUGUACUUGCACUUACUUUUUAAUCAAUGCACUUCAAUGCUGACUGAUAUAAAUGUGUUGCUCAUUAAAACAAAAUUUGA
Molecule: messenger RNA, 2826 nt
Organism: Periophthalmus magnuspinnatus
Lineage: Eukaryota; Metazoa; Chordata; Actinopteri; Gobiiformes; Gobiidae
Gene: kcnn2
Product: potassium calcium-activated channel subfamily N member 2
Exons: 9
Coding region: 85-2100 (671 amino acids)
Biological process (GO): potassium ion transmembrane transport
Cellular component (GO): plasma membrane; neuron projection; neuronal cell body
Molecular function (GO): small conductance calcium-activated potassium channel activity; calmodulin binding
Source: RefSeq, a predicted model, not a curated record